CACUAUCUUUAUACAUACCAACAAAAACAAAAUCUCCAACUAUACCAAAUUCAUCACCAUUAUUGUUCCAAUCACAAUCACAUACAACAAAAGCCCUCCUCACUGCUCUGUUUUCUUAACGAUUCGGGUUCGUUUCAUUGGCUUCUUUACUGGAAUCCCUGUAUAAAAGAAAUUUGCAGAGGAAGAAUCUGAAAUGGAGACGGGGUUGGUUCAUAAAAAUGGCGGAACCCCACCUCAUUUCCUGAUAUCAUUUGUAGAAGGGGAGGUGGAGAAGAAGAAGGAGGAGGAAGGGGGAAAUGUCUAAUUAUGCGUUCUUGAACGAUCAGCUCUCGAGGAGGAUCUCCAUUUUUGGUUUGCGGUUGUGGGUCGCUCUGGGAAUUUGCGUGGGUGCCGCCAUUGUUAUCGUUCUGUUCUUCAUUUCGUUGUGGUUCAUUGUCAGGCGCAACAGGGCGUCUAAAUCUAAGCCCUCUUUGAACCCCAUUACCCCAAAUGUCUCGAAGGAAAUCCAGGAAAUACGAAUCGACCAUUCUUGCAGCUCGAUUCAUUCUGACCCUGAGUCCUUGCCGGAGGCAGAACAGCUUCAGACGGAACAAGGGAGCCCAGGUAAUGGACGCCGUAGAAUCCACAUUGAAAUUGGGAAGGAUCGCCGGAUUUCGUUCCCGGAGAGGGACGGCGGUUCGUGUCACGGUAGUGGAGAGGUUCGGUCCGGUGAGCAGGUGUCGGUGGUUUCGCAUUUGGGUUGGGGACAUAGGUAUACUCUCAGAGAGCUUGAGUGUUCUACUAAUGGCUUUGCGGAUGAUCAUGUCAUUGGUGAAGGCGGAUAUGGAAUUGUGUACCGUGGUGUUCUUGAGGACAACACUGUGGUAGCCAUCAAAAACUUGCUCAAUAACAGGGGACAGGCUGAGAAGGAGUUUAAGGUUGAAGUGGAAGCAAUUGGACGCGUUCGACACAAGAAUCUGGUGCGUUUGCUUGGCUAUUGUGCUGAACGAGCUCACAGGAUGCUUAUUUACGAGUACGUCGAUAGCGGAAACUUAGAACAGUGGCUUCAUGGAGAAGUUGGGCUUUCUAGCCCUCUCCCUUGGGACAUUAGAAUGAACAUAAUUGUUGGAACAGCAAAAGGGUUAACGUACCUCCACGACGGGCUCGAGCCUAAGGUUGUUCACCGUGAUAUCAAGUCGAGUAACAUUUUGCUUGACAAGCAAUGGAAUCCAAAAGUCUCCGACUUCGGCCUUGCUAAGCUUCUUGGAUCAGAGAGGAGUUAUGUAACAACUCGUGUGAUGGGAACUUUCGGCUAUGUAGCUCCCGAGUAUGCUAGCACUGGCAUGUUGAAUGAAAAAAGUGAUGUAUAUAGCUUUGGUAUCCUCAUUAUGGAGAUAAUUUCAGGGAGAAAUCCAGUAGAUUAUAGCCGCCCUUCAGGAGAGGUCAACUUGGUUGAGUGGCUUAAAUCAAUGGUUAGUAAUCGGAACACCGAGGGAGUUCUGGAUCCUAAGUUGCCCGAGAAGCCUUCGUCGAGGGUGCUAAAGCGUGCUCUGUUAGUCGCGUUACGGUGCGUGGAUCCUAACGUUCAGAAGAGGCCUAAAAUGGGGCAUGUAAUUCAUAUGCUUGAAGCUGAUGAGUUCCCUUUCCGAGAUGAUCGUAGAGCGGGACGGGAACAACCAGGUCGAUCGCUGCUAAAGGAAAAGCUCAUGGAAAGGCUUGUGAAUGAAUCUGGAGACAGCAGCGGGUAUGAAAGUGGAGCAACUCAAGCAAGCCGACAUGUAUGGAGAAAGCAAGAACAUGAAGAACAGCAGCCUCGACAACCUCACACUCUAAGGUGA
Messenger RNA from Cucurbita pepo subsp. pepo (vegetable marrow), 1817 nucleotides. Its product is annotated as putative serine/threonine-protein kinase At1g01540. Gene Ontology annotation, molecular function: ATP binding; protein kinase activity. Lineage: Eukaryota; Viridiplantae; Streptophyta; Magnoliopsida; Cucurbitales; Cucurbitaceae. Gene Ontology annotation, biological process: protein phosphorylation. The record is from RefSeq and is a predicted model, not a curated record.